AUGAGGCUCAAAGAAUUCGGAGUGGUACAAAAAGUUGCACAGAAUGUGAGUGGUGCCCCACCCGAAGGAAAGGGUAACAGACACCCCACCUUACGCUCGACAACGCCUGGAAUAGGUAGACGUCGCAAAGUUCGCUGUAUUCGAGCCUCUGAAGAUGCCUUGGCUUGCCGACGAUGCGAGGAACGGGGCUCAGAAUGUAUACCCCAAGAAUCUAAACCUACCGCGUCGCGGAGGGUGUCUUCCCGACAACGAAUAUCACACCUUGAAUCGCAAGUAUCCAGCUUGAUCAAAGUGGUACAUCAAAUCGAAUCCAAACUCGGUGUUCAAGCAGAUUUGGCUUCAGAACUGGCUACAAGUCAACAGAGCCUUGGAAUGUAUACCUCGGAUGACGAAUCCAAUAUGUCGGAUAUUAUUACAACCGAACGACCAUCGCAUUUACAGUCACUCUUCCAGAAUGAUUGGCUUAGUUUAGAUAGCCGCCAGAAAACCGGACAACUACAGGAACGUAGGGAGAGAGCAUCUGCAAAUUUGCUGGAGACUGCGAGGCAAGCUCUUCAGAAAUUGAUCCCAUCGAAAGACGAGGUGGUCGGGAUUUAUAAAUCAUCAUUUGAAUGGUUGAGAAUUCUUCACGCAUUGCUUCCUCAGCCAUUCAUCGCCAGAUCUGACGAGGAAGCAAUUUCUAGCUACGAUCAAAUGAGAGAGCCGGACGUGGACCCUAUGGCACUCGCCUCGUGGAUGCUUACGCUAGCAAUGACUGCUCAGCAAACGCCCCAAGAAGAGAUCAUUACAGCUGGCCAGUCUGGAGAGUCCAUGAGGCGGUUUGAUCUCUCCCGAGUCAUAUCGAAUACUGUGGAGAGGACUAUCAUCACUCAUGAUCGACUGCUGGGCACAACAUCUGGGAUUAUGUUAUGUAUUCACUGGAUUCGACUCCAAUUACCCCAGGGAAAUUUCCAGAAAGCAUGGGUUAAGCUCCGGCACGUGAGCGCGAUCGCCGAGUUGAUGGGCCUGCCUAGAUCAUUCCAAGCUGUGCAGCGAAAUAUAUCAUCCGCAGCAAGUGACGAUAAGGUGCAGUUUGGCAAAGCUCAGUUAUGGGAAAUGAUUUGCGCUGCAGACAGACUUUUAGGGUUGAUUCUCAACCUUCCUCCAGACACGCGCUGGCAAAGACACCUACAAGACCAAGCAUUGAUCGUGGACGGUGUUGUUCAAUCUCGAUUAUAUUUUACCAAGCUGGCCAAUAUUGCUGGCAAGGUUCAGCAUUUGGAUGAACUGAACAUAUCACGCGAAAGUACUGCGGAACUUUCAGAGUCCACGUUUGAGCUGGUCGAAGAGCUAAGGUCACUUGCCUCUCAGACUCCAGAAUCUUGGUGGACCCAGCAGAUGGAGCACAUUGAGCCUGAUAACGUAGUACAGGCUAUCCAUUACUACGUGCUUUUGAGGGCUUAUAUGCCGCUUACCUUGCGCCAAGACUCAAGCGAAGAGCCCUACAAUACCCAGCUCGCUUGUUUCAAGGCAUGCGAAUCAGUCAUACAGCGGUAUACCACUCUUCUCAACGUACUACCCCCGGGAUUCUUCCUUCACACUAUGAUGGAGCUGCACACCUUCACCGCCACGGUGAUUCUUCUUCUGCUUUCCCAUACGUCGAAAAUAAAUCGGCAAUUCAGCCUGCAUGUUGACCGGGCAAGGGCUGAGAGAGAGGUGGAACAAGUUAUCAAUCUCAUGCGCCGGAUAAUCAAUAAUACUCCCACCUCACGAUUUGCUGAAAGUGCGGUUAACACAUUGUCUUCUUUGAUCAAUCUGCUCCAAGAAGACGAACACGCUACCCAAGGGCGGAGACUGAUGCUGGAUGUUCCUCUCUUGGGAAAAGUACACAUUCAGCGAAAUGUUCGUGUGUCUCAGCUGCCUGCAAUGGAAAUUAUCGAGCCGACGCGGAGAUCGGCCUCGAGGAUGCAAAGUCAACAACCAAAUCUUCUCCCUUUGAGCGUUGAUGCACUUUCCUCAAGUGUACAGGGCGUCCAGCAAUGGGAUGAUCUUUCCUGGUUUAUUGAAGAAGACCCUGCCUACCUUCACCAGGAUGCACUAAUGGCGGAUACUUUUGACAACAAUGCCUUUUUGUAUAAUGGGAUUAACGAGUUCCCAUCGUAUAUUUGA
Messenger RNA from Penicillium odoratum, 2148 nucleotides. Its product is annotated as Zn(II)2Cys6 transcription factor. Bases 1 to 2148 code for a protein of 715 amino acids. Gene Ontology annotation, molecular function: DNA-binding transcription factor activity, RNA polymerase II-specific; zinc ion binding. The record is from RefSeq and is a predicted model, not a curated record. Gene Ontology annotation, biological process: regulation of DNA-templated transcription. The transcript is spliced from 2 exons. NCBI's taxonomy places the organism in Eukaryota, Fungi, Ascomycota, Eurotiomycetes, Eurotiales, Aspergillaceae.